Monodelphis domestica (gray short-tailed opossum) is the source of this 4817-nucleotide messenger RNA. It is a transcript of the gene ELOC, whose product is annotated as elongin C. NCBI's taxonomy places the organism in Eukaryota, Metazoa, Chordata, Mammalia, Didelphimorphia, Didelphidae. Gene Ontology annotation, biological process: ubiquitin-dependent protein catabolic process. The record is from RefSeq and is a predicted model, not a curated record.
GCAGAACUGACAAGUGAGUCACGGGUCAGGGUACGGGAUGAGAGGUCGCUCCUGAACCCAGGCGGAGAGGCGAGGGUGGCCGGGAGAGAGUUGCUUCUCUUCCCAGCCUGGCCUCGGAUUUGGGCGGGGAGCGAACGGAAACCAUCCCCCCCACCCCGCCUCCGCCGGCGCCCCCUUCCCUCGGGGCCGUCUCUGGGGGCGGGGGUAGGAGGGCGGGGGGGCCUCACCCAGGCGUCCUUUAGGGGGCUUUCGACGACUGGGAGGUUCCUAUGUCGGCCCCUAUGGCCGGGCCGGACACCCCGCCGCCUGCGAGGGUGGAGGGGGGGGUGGUCUCUUUUCCUGGUGUUGCUGGAUCUGACCCUGUCUGCUCGUCCAUGGGUACCUUGAAGGAAACCAGGUUCCCUCGGUGCAGUGUCUCUGGAAGUUUGGGAAGGUGUUUUGUUAAAAUUCCUGUGGACACAAUAUAAUUUCAUAAGGAGAUAAUGGAUGGAGAAGAGAAAACAUACGGCGGGUGUGAGGGCCCAGAUGCAAUGUAUGUGAAGUUGAUAUCUUCUGAUGGUCAUGAAUUUAUUGUAAAAAGGGAGCAUGCUUUAACAUCAGGAACAAUAAAAGCCAUGCUAAGUGGCCCAGGUCAGUUUGCUGAAAAUGAAACCAAUGAGGUUAAUUUUAGAGAAAUUCCAUCACAUGUGCUAUCAAAAGUAUGCAUGUAUUUUACCUACAAGGUUCGCUACACUAACAGCUCUACAGAGAUUCCUGAAUUCCCAAUUGCACCUGAAAUUGCACUGGAAUUGCUGAUGGCUGCGAACUUCCUAGAUUGUUAAAUAAAAUAAAUUAUAAUAAACUGUUAACUUUUUCAGUAUUUAAUACCUGUAGUUCAGUUAGUAACUUUUUUCAUAUAGCAUGUUGUGUGUGGUGGGGGGGUGGUUGAGAACUGUAACGUUCAUUGCAAAGCAGAUACCUUCAGUCCUUUCUUUUGCAUAGCAAUCAGAGUUUAAAUUUGUUUUGCAACUUAAAUAAAGACAUUUUCACUAAAUGAGAAAUAAAUAUGCCAAUUAUUAGAUGGCUAUGCCUUAUCCUUUAGAUGUGGUUUUAAAUAUUAGAACAAUGAUUAUAAGUAAGUACUGAAAUUUAGGCAAAUACUACAGGUUUAUACUGGCUAAGUAUUUUUAGGGUUUUGGGCUCUUUUUGGACAGGUAGGUGUUCACUUGAACCUACCAUAUCAUAGUUGUCUAGCAUUAUUAGUUUAUGCAACUAUUUUGCAUUGUCAACUUCUGUUUAUAAAUAUGGCUUGGCCAAAACGUUAAUUUUUUUAAUAACUCAAAUACAUAAGAAUUGAUCUUAUGUGUCUUUUGAUAAACUGUAGUUGUGUUAGCACAUCAAAGUAUAUCUGCUUAUCUGUUUUUGUCGUACAACUUAAGUGGUAUCUUUCUUUUAAGAUCAUUAUGGAAGAUUGUUGGAUAUAGCUUUUGCAAUAGUGAAUUUUUAAGAACUUUAGCCAAGUUGUCAAUAAGUAACCACAGUACAAGAUAACUUUGGCUCUGAAAACUUGGGGAUAGUCAUACGAUAUCCUUUUUUGAACAAUCCAAAGUACUGUACUUAAUCAUCUAGCUAAGAAAGCUUCCUUUGCUUACUUUUCACUUACAUUAAUAAAAGCGCUACUUAAAGAUCAUGGCAAAAUUUGUCCAACCCCUCUCCCCCCAUCACAAAAAAAAAGGAAAAACCUAGAAUUGAACAACAAAAAAAGCAAUCAAAGUAAUCUUUAUGGGAUUUGAUAUGUGGAAUACAUGGUAAGAGCCUGGCAUAGACCCAUUAAAAAUGGGUUGUGAGAUGUUUUAUUUGUGGUCAAAUCAUGUCUUCUUUGUAUGUAGUGGCCAUAUAUAGAGUAUUACUGAUAUUAAGAAAUAAAGCCUAUACAUAACAAGGAUGAUACUCUGAUGACUACAGUAGUGUAAUAGGACUUUUACUUAGUUAAAAUAAACAUUACUUUAACCUUUAGGAUUAUGAAGGGCAAAUAGAAAUUUCAGUCAGGGUACUUCUUUCCUAGGUAUGGAGUUGAGAACACGAAGGUUGAAUUUCAGCUUCCUACUUUUCAAAUAGCAGAGAAUUAGUUAUACAAGUGUAAAUUUAAAUUCAGGUGAUUUAUUUUGGUUCACUACACAAAGCACCAGGAAAAAAUAAUUCAUCAUCAAACCUAAACAUUUUCUUCUUAAUCUUGAUUGGAAGCAAUUGCAUCUGUUUUAGUAAUCCUUAAGACAAACUGGUUCAUAUACACAGUAAUGCGGUAUUUACUAGUAUUUGCUUAUCAAGUGCAGGGAUUUUUGAUGCUAGAUGGUGACAAAAAUACUAAUUAUGUACAGAUAUGAUGAUCUUAUAGGUCAAGAUGAUAGCAGAAACUACAUUUCUAAUAGGCUCUGUCCUAGUAGGUUACCUUUUUAAUUCAUGGCUACAUUUGAACCCAUCAUAAAAUCCUAAAAUUGAUGUCCACAAUUCAGUGUGACUAGAAUUCAGCUAAGGAGGCAUUGUGUAUUUCAAAAUUGGUGGUAUGGUAUGAUAAGUGAGAAAAUAUUGAGGUAUUUUGUAUUACAUACGUAGUCUGGCCUUGUUUUCAAAAGUACUGCAUCCCCCAUUCAUGGUUUUUAUCCUCACAUUAGGCAUUUUUAAUCAUAUUCAUCUAAUACCCCAAAUGAUUAGGUACUUAUUUGAUUAAAGAGAUUCUAAUUGUUGAUAUAUUCAAAUCUAUAAUUAUUUCUGAAAUCAAUAUUAGCUUCAUUUUUAAAUUCCAUUUAAAAUUUUGCCAUACUCCCUUUCCUACAUUGUAGCAUUUGAAGCACAUAGGAUUCUAUUAUAAAAUCCUUUACAGCAACAUCUGCUUAUGUUCAUUGUCCCUUGAAUAUCUAAAUUAUAUAUAUUUAGUUUGUGGGUUUAAGUGUGUUUUUUGUGUAGAAAUCAGUGAACAAUAUGGGUGGUGGAAUCUAAGUAUAAAUACUAUUGGAAAAUGUAAUAAGCAGUUAGUUCAACACAAAAGACAGCAUAGUAUAGAGUGCAUGGAGAAUUAUCAAUGCCAGGAAGAUCUGGGUUCAAAACCCACGUUUUUCCCAUAAUGGCUAUGUAACCUGGGACAAGUCACAAUCUCUGCCCUAGGCUAUUCUACUCUCAGACUAUAAAUUGUAGAGAAAGUGCCAACCUUCAUUGGUAGAGAGGAAUUUCCUUAACUGGAAGUUCUCUUACCAACAAAAUCCCAGCUCCCAUUCCUGAUGAAAGUUCAGUUCAUGCAGGUGGAUAGAUUGUGUUCCCUAAGGGUGUAUACAUUUUAACCUUUUAAGUUUUAACUUUAUGACUAUCAAAAGUCAUAUUACAUGUUUUUUAAAUGCUUCUAUUUAAAAUGGUCAACUAAUUCCAGAAAUAUGUCCGGAAAGAAGUAGAAAAUCUUAGAAAUUUAAUAGCAGCUUAAGUUAACAGGUACAAAUUGUUUCAUUUCUAUCUAUACACUGUGAUGCUUUGCUCAAAUUGUCCAUAUCCAAUUUUGAAGUUGGAAUAGAAAAUUUUAAUGCUUGCUAAUCAUUGUAGGGGCAGUUGAUUUGGGAAUUUUAUUUGACAUGUAUAAAUCUAGUUUAAUUUUAGACCACACAGCUUUGUAACUUGUUAUGACUAAAUUAAACUGAUUUAUAAAGAACCUAAUGGUUUGUUAAUUUGGACAAAUAAAGAUCUGGAUCACUGAGAGAUCAAAGGGUAUGGUGAAAAGAGCCCUGGAAUGGAAGACAUUUUCUAGGAAGCAGUCAGCUUUGGACAGUUUCUUGACGUGGUAAUGAUGUUUAUUAAUAAGGUUACUAUGCCCUUUGUAAGAUGGUGAUACUCCCUCCCCCACAACCUAUAUACUCCAUGCCUUUAUUUCUUCAGUAAACAAGCCAUUAGGUUCAAUGUGUAUAUAUGUCAUGCUACAUGUAUGUAAAUCCAAAUGUGUAGUAGUAUACUUUAGUUUUUAUUUUGAUCAUUUGAAAGUGACAUAGAGUGGACCUCAUUUGUGAAGCCCCAAUGCACCCCUGUUGCUGCAUCUUCAUAACUAGACAUUAAAUUUCCUAGAUAUAUUAAAGUGUAAAAUCCUUAGAACAGUUUUGUUUACUGUGUUCCAGUUUCAACUCCAUGUGUAACAGUUAACUUCAUCCUGUUAUCAUUAGUCACUGCACUGUAAAGGGAUGCUGGGUGCAUGCUCUUUCACACUGUUACUUGUAUGUUUAGCUGUAAACUAAUUUUUCCUUUUCAAUUUAGCAGCUAAUCUAUUCUUUUGUAACAAAUCAGACAGAUUAGUCCCCACCUCUCCCAUUCUAUGUGCCUCUAAUUGAAAGCAAAAAGAUUAAAAAGUGUAUAAUUCUAGAUCCUCACUUCAGUCUCCAUUUACCUACUGCUUUUUCCCCUUAACACCACCACCCCUUCAUAACGGGGAAUAUUAAAAUGUGCUUGGAAACAGAACCAUCUAAAUUACCCUAUUUUAUGUAUCCAAGAGCUUUGUGUAUUUAUCAAAAAUAAUGUUUAUCAGGGUUUUAUUUUAUAGGGACAAAUAAGCCACAAAGUACAUCUGAAUUAGAUUUCUUUUUCUCCUUAAAACAUCCUAUUGAUGGCAACCCAUACUAAUCUGUGAACUUGUGUUACACUUGAUUAAGACAUUUUGUAUGCUGAAGACCUCUCUAUGACAGGGUGUUAAUUCUUAAGUUAUGAUUUAUAAUUAUUUAGAGAAGCUUGUGUGGAUGAUCUGGUUAAGAAAGCCAAGAGAAAAUACAAAUGCAGGUAACUUUUUAUUCAAUAAAGAUCUUUUAAAACCA